This is a messenger RNA of Spinacia oleracea (spinach), 1112 nucleotides long. RefSeq lists its product as uncharacterized. Lineage: Eukaryota; Viridiplantae; Streptophyta; Magnoliopsida; Caryophyllales; Amaranthaceae. The transcript has 3 exons. The record is from RefSeq and is a predicted model, not a curated record. Gene Ontology annotation, cellular component: chloroplast. Bases 336 to 779 code for a protein of 147 amino acids.
UGAACCUAAACUUGAACUUUUAAGGUCAAGGGUUAGAACAAUAAUAAAAUACAUAAAAUUAUCUCUCUUCUCGCAGGCUAAAACCACAAGUGUUUCGAUGAACUUUUUCCUUAACAAAAUGAAGGCAUCUGCAUCUGAAUGCCCUUUGAUGAACAAGAUAUUCAUCAAUUUCCAUUUUUGAGGAACAUAAGCAAACCCACAAACUUGUCUUUCUCACCUGUGAAUCUUCCAGUUCCAAUGAGUGCCUUCUUCUAGUCUAUCUUAUUGUCUUAUCUGUGGGUUACUACACUGGAAUUUUUAACAGUCCCUUCUUACAGUUCUUGUCUUUCACAGCGAUGUCAAUUCACUUCAUUGGUCCAGGAAAUCAUAACGGCUCAUCUACUACACUGCAGGUUGCUGGAUGCAAAGGUCCAAUCUUUGAAGAUGGUCCAAACUUUGAUUUAGCUUUUAACCUUUUCCAUGUAAAGGAUGGGGUUGUCCCACUUUCCAGGAAAUCACGUUUUCAUGCUGAUGAUCAUUUGGAUCCUCGUUCUGCUCAAGUGUUUAAUCCGUUAGCUGCAAAAGUAGCUACGAUUAGUUUGUCCGCAUUUGGACUCGGGGGACCAUUUGCUUUCAACUUCUUUUCUGAUAAGUGGAAGAAGGAGAAGCAGAAGUCAGAGUCCUCUGGGGAAAAGCAUAAUUUUGCUCAGGAUGGUCGUCGUAUUAAGAAAUAUCGAGGCAUGGGUUAUCUGGAAGCAAUGACAAAAGGAAGUGAUCAACGAUAUCUUGGGGAUAUUUGAAGAUUACUUUCAUGAUUGCAAUGUUUCGAAUUAUGAUCAAGGACAAAUUGAUGAAGUCAGAGCUCAAUGGACGCGUCAUGUUCUUUUCGUGUGAAUAUUGUGAUGUAUUAAUUAUGUUUUUCGACUAGAAUUUCUCUAGAACGUUUUAAUUUUAUUUUAUUUGUUUGAAAUUAAAAGAAGUACUAUAUGACAAGGAUACUUCUUUCUGUUUUCUAGUGUGUUUUUAUUCUACUGUGUAUUUAGGUAUAUAUGAUUUUAAGUUAUGUACGAGACAUCGAGACGUUUAUUUGAUAUGAUAGAAAUGAAGUUGGAUCUUAUAUAUAUUCAAUUUGA